Pygoscelis adeliae (Adelie penguin) is the source of this 3759-nucleotide messenger RNA. RefSeq names its product ATPase, aminophospholipid transporter, class I, type 8B, member 1 (gene ATP8B1). The transcript is spliced from 27 exons. Gene Ontology annotation, molecular function: ATP hydrolysis activity; ATP binding; magnesium ion binding. Bases 1 to 3759 code for a protein of 1252 amino acids. Gene Ontology annotation, biological process: Golgi organization; phospholipid translocation. The record is from RefSeq and is a predicted model, not a curated record. Gene Ontology annotation, cellular component: plasma membrane. Lineage: Eukaryota; Metazoa; Chordata; Aves; Sphenisciformes; Spheniscidae.
AUGAUCUCAGAAAGGGAUUCGGAGACCACCUUCGAUGAGGAUUCCCAGCCUAAUGAUGAGGUGAUGCCAUACAGUGAUGAUGAAACGGAGGAUGAGUUGGACAGUCGGCAGCCUGAAGUCGAACCAGGACAAAACCAAAUCAACAGAGACGCCGAGGAGAGCCGAGAGCCAUUGAAAAAGGACUGCAGCUGGCAAGUUAAAGCAAAUGAUGAAUGUUUCUACGAACAGUCCCAGUUUAAGAGAACAAUAUUUCUGUGCUUCAAAAAAAGCAAAUAUGCAGGAAAUGCAAUUAAGACAUACAAGUACAACCCCAUCACUUUUUUACCACUGAAUCUGUUUGAACAGUUUAAAAGAGUAGCCAACUUCUAUUUCCUCGUUCUUCUCAUUUUGCAGUCGAUUCCCCAAAUAACUACCCUGUCAUGGUAUACAACACUGGUGCCCUUACUCUUGGUGCUGGGAAUAACUGCAGUCAAAGACCUAGUGGAUGACAUUGCUCGUCACAGGAUGGACAACGAGGUUAAUAAUAGGACAUGCGAAGUCAUCAGGGAUGGAAGGUUCAAAAACACAAAAUGGAAAGAUAUUAAAGUUGGUGAUAUCAUUCGUCUGAAGAAAAAUGCUUUCGUUCCUGCUGAUAUUUUGCUGCUAUCCAGCUCAGAACCAAACAGUCUCUGCUAUAUAGAGACAGCUGAACUAGAUGGUGAGACUAACUUAAAAUUCAAAACGGCACUUGAGGUAACACACAGAUAUCUUCAAGAAGAAAGUGCGAUGGCAGACUUUGAUGGUCUAAUUGAAUGUGAAGAGCCUAAUAACCGACUGGAUAAGUUUGCAGGGACAUUAUUCUGGAGAAACACGAGUUAUUCACUGGAUGCUGAUAAGAUUUUAUUACGUGGAUGUAAAAUCAGGAAUACAGACUUCUGCCAUGGAGUGGUCAUAUUUGCAGGUGCUGAUACAAAAAUAAUGAAAAAUACUGGAAAGACGAGAUUUAAAAGGACAAAAAUUGACUCCCUUAUGAAUUACAUGGUUUAUACUAUUUUUGUUGUCCUCAUCCUGCUGUCGGCUGGCCUUGCCAUUGGACACACCUACUGGGAGCAGCAGAUUGGCAACUUGUCUUGGUACCUCUAUGAUGCACUAGACUUCAAUCCUCCGUAUCGUGGCUUUCUUAACUUUUGGGGAUAUAUCAUUGUUCUGAACACCAUGGUUCCCAUUUCCCUCUAUGUGAGCGUUGAAGUGAUUCGUUUGGGCCAAAGCUAUUUUAUAAACUGGGACCUGCAAAUGUAUCACGCUGAGAAGGACACGGCCGCGAAGGCCAGAACCACCACACUGAAUGAGCAGCUGGGGCAGAUCCACUACAUCUUCUCUGAUAAGACAGGAACGCUUACACAGAACAUCAUGACGUUUAAAAAAUGUUGCAUAAACGGCCAAAGAUACGGAGACUGCCGGGAUGGAGCAGGGCAGCUUCAGAGCCACCCAGAGCAGGUGGAUUUCAGCUGGAACAUGUAUGCAGAUGGAAAGUUCUCGUUCUAUGAUCACUAUCUGAUAGAGCAAAUAAAAUCUGGAAAGGAGCCAGAAAUUCAAAAGUUCUUUUUUCUGCUUGCUAUUUGUCACACAGUCAUGGUUGACACUUCUGAUGGUCAGCUCAAUUACCAAGCAGCUUCCCCAGACGAAGGGGCCCUGGUUACAGCGGCCAGAAACUUUGGCUAUGUUUUUCUUUCACGAACACAAAGUACCAUCACUAUAAGUGAAAUGGGGAUUGAAAAAAUUUAUGAUGUCCUUGCUAUCUUGGAUUUCAACAGUGAUAGAAAACGCAUGUCUGUCAUUGUAAGAGAAUCAGGUGGAAAUAUCAGGCUAUAUUGUAAAGGGGCUGAUACAGUAAUUUAUGAACGGUUGCACCCAAGGAAUCUAAAGAGAGAAGCUACAGAAGAAGCACUAGAUAUUUUUGCAAAUGAAACUCUUAGGACACUCUGCCUGUGCUAUAGAGACAUUAGUCAUGAAGAAUUUGAAGCAUGGAAUAAGAAGUUUGUGGAGGCCAGUGUAGCUACAACUAAUCGUGAUGAAGCUCUGGACAAAGUAUAUGAGGAAAUAGAAAAAAACUUGAUUCUGCUUGGUGCGACAGCUAUUGAAGACAAACUACAGGAUGGAGUUCCAGAAACUAUUUCCAGACUUUCAAAAGCAGACAUUAAAAUCUGGGUGCUUACUGGUGACAAAAAAGAAACUGCUGAAAACAUUGGAUUUUCUUGUGAACUCUUAACAGAUGAGACAACAAUCUGCUAUGGAGAAGAUAUCAGUGCUCUUCUUCAAACUAGGUUGGAAAACCAAAGGAACAGAGCUGGAUCAAGUACACAUUCCUCUCUAAGAAUGAACGAGCCCUUCUUCCAGGGUAGUAGAGAUCGUGCUUUAAUAAUCACUGGCUCCUGGCUGAAUGAAAUCCUGCUAGAGAAGAAAAAGAAGAAAAAGAAACUUAAACUGAAAUUCCCCAGAACAGCAGAAGAGAAAAAAAAGCAAGCUGAGAAGAGAAGAAGGGCUGAAGCUUACAAAGAACAGCAGCAGCAGAACUUUGUUGAUUUGGCCUGCGAAUGCAGGGCUGUGAUCUGCUGUCGAGUGACUCCAAAGCAGAAAGCCAUGGUGGUUGAGCUUGUGAAGAAAUACAAGAAAGCUAUUACUCUGGCUAUUGGGGAUGGUGCCAAUGAUGUAAACAUGAUUAAAACUGCCCACAUUGGAGUUGGAAUCAGUGGCCAAGAAGGGACGCAAGCUGUCAUGUCAAGUGACUACUCUUUUGGGCAAUUCCGCUACCUCCAGAGACUGCUGCUGGUCCACGGACGAUGGUCUUACAUUAGGAUGUGCAAGUUUCUAAGAUAUUUUUUCUACAAAAACUUUGCUUUUACACUAGUCCACGUCUGGUAUUCAUUCUUUAAUGGCUUUUCUGCCCAGACAGCGUAUGAAGACUGGUUCAUCACAUUGUACAAUGUGUUGUAUUCUAGUCUCCCGGUUCUGCUAGUUGGCUUGCUUGACCAGGAUGUGAGCGACAAAUUGAGUCUUCGGUUCCCCAGACUGUAUGUUUUGGGACAGAAAGAUUUACUUUUUAAUUACAAGAAAUUCUUUUUAAGUUUGCUUCAUGGAGCUAUAACUUCAUUGAUAAUCUUCUUCAUACCAUAUGGAGCUUACCUUAAAACUAUGGGACAAGAUGGAGAAGCACCUUCAGAUUAUCAGUCAUUUGCUGUCACAGCAGCAUCUUCUCUCAUAUUUGUCGUCAAUUUUCAGAUUGGCUUGGAUACGUCUUAUUGGACUUUUGUUAAUGCUUUUUCAGUAUUUGGCAGUAUCGCACUUUACUUUGGUAUCACAUUUGACUUCCACAGUGCUGGAAUCCACGUUCUCUUUCCUUCUGGCUUUCAGUUCACAGGAACUGCUCCAAAUGCUCUGAGACAACCAUACCUCUGGCUGACCAUCAUUUUAUCAAUCGCUAUUUGCUUACUUCCUGUAGUGGCAUGGCGUUUCUUAUCAAUGACAAUUUGGCCUUCAGAAAGUGACAGGAUUCAGAAGAACCGUAAGAAAUACAUGGCAGAAGAACAACAAUGGAAGCGAAGGCAGAGUGCUUUUCGCCGAGGGAUAUCUGGCCGUCGUUCUGCUUAUGCUUUCUCCCAUCAGCGGGGGUAUGCUGAUCUUAUUGCUUCUGGACGCAGCAUACGGAAAAAACGGGCUCCGUUAGAUGCAGUCCUAGGCAACAGUGUGACGGAAGUCAGAGAUGCUCGUGAAACAAGCUGA